This is a messenger RNA of Knipowitschia caucasica, 7815 nucleotides long. Lineage: Eukaryota; Metazoa; Chordata; Actinopteri; Gobiiformes; Gobiidae. The record is from the annotation of a GenBank genome assembly.
AUGGAAAAACCCCACCUGAAGAAGAAACCUCGGCGCUUCUGUGAACAUUGCAGCCUUGAACUCUCUCAUGCACAGUAUUAUGACCACAGGAGGCGCUAUUUCAGAAAUGGAGUUUGGGAGAAAAAUCUCCAAAGGACUCGGUCCGAUAACGCACAGAUCCUGUUAUCCCGUCACACCGGAGGGAGGUCUGUGCGUCCUGGAGCUGGAGAGACGCAUGAGCGUGAGAUGCAGACCGAGCACCCAGGGAAAGAAGUGAAGGAAGAACAUGAAGACAACGACGAAACUGCAGAUGACCAAAACAUUCAUCUUUUCAUGGAUUCCAGUGACUCAGAGUCUGUGCAAGAUGAAGACCUCUCCUGUCAUGAGCACCCGGAUGGCCCGUCCUACGACCCGAACAUCUGUCAGAAGAAGGUUCCACUGGGGGAGUUCUUCAACAACACGGCCCACUCCCAAGGCUGGUUCGCUCUGUGGAUCUUCCAGGACUACUUCCCGGUGAAGGAGGGCAAGUGUGGCUCGAAACAACCAGAACCCGCCGUCUUCAACAAACUCACGGCCUGGAACUGUGAGAAAGGAGCAGAGUGGGUCAACGUGGGCGCGGUCCACUUUAACAACUUCCUCAUGGUCAACAACGAGAAGGCGGGAACCGAGCACAAGCGAAUCCUCAUCAACUACAUCGAUUCUUUCAGCCCAGAAGGCGGGGCCGUGGUGUCGAACAGUGUUAUCGUGGGCCGUGUGGAUGAACUGGGCCUGGACCUCUGCACCUUCAGAGGCAUCAUCGCGCCGCUGGACGACGGCCUCAGCGUCAUCAACACCACAUUCAUCAACUUUGACCGAAGCGGCUGCGCGGCCAUCGGCGUGGCCAGGAUAGACGGGACGUGUAUCGACAAAUGUGGAGGGUGGGCCGUGAGGUUCUCCCACAUCACGUACCACAACACGCCAAACAAAGCCGGGUUCAGGUGGGAGCACGAGGUGCAGCUGCUGGACAUGGACGGGACUCUGACAGGACAUAAAAACUACAAAGUGGUUCCAACGUCGGGUCUGCUGGACCCGGCCCACUGCUCCCAGAGCCCGGACUGGAGCGUGGCCUUUAACGGCUCCGUCUGUGACGACUCCGUCAACUUCCACCGUUUGGCUUUUAACAAUCCUCUGCCGUCGUCUAUCGCCGGACACGACACGCUGCUCAGCAACCAGUUUGGAGGGAGCUCCGUCCCGUACAUGAAGAAGAGGAUGACCCACACACUGGGCUGGAUGGCUCUGUUACCCUCAGACAUGACCUACAUGUGGAGCUUUGAUGAUGCAGAACACAUUACUAACAUCUCCUACACCGCCACCUUCUACGGAUUCAAGCCGUCUGAGUUUGUGAUCAUCGGCCACAACUUCACCCAAAGUCCAGACCGGUUCCACGUCGUGGACAACAGGAACGGCUCCGCGGCGCCUCUGAGCUUCAGCCAGAACCAGAACGGGGACUGGUACUUCCACAAGGAGGACAACAGUCUGUACUACAUGGUGUCUGGUAAAACGAGUGAGCCCAGGUCCAAAGGCAGCGCUGACCCGUCUCUCUCUGAUGUGGACGUCCAGCUGAAGGUCUACAGAUGCUUUUACCCACAGUGCAUUGCGCCCACACCCCCCCCUCCAGCCACCCUGCCCCCCCUGCCCAACAAGAGGCCCGACAACUUCAUUCGAUGGUCUGAUGCGUCUUUUUGGACCUCCUCGUCUGAUAAUAACAACACAGUCCCAGCAGAGGGCGCUGAUGUGGUCAUCCCAACAGGUCAGUGGGUGGUUUUGGACGACAGCACUCCUGCUCUGAACAGACUCACGGUGAACGGAGUCUUGGAAAUCCCCGAUGACUUGAGCUCAAACAGCAGCAGCAGAAGAAGAAGGUCCACAGACGGUCCCGUGGUCAUCGAGGCCACACACAUCAUGAUCCAGGGGGGCCGGCUGGUCGCUGGGUCUCCACAGGCUCCAUUUGAAGGAGAGCUGCACCUCAGACUGAGAGGGAACCACCUCACCCCAGACUGGCCUCUGCCCGAAGGACCCAACCUGGGAUCCAAAGCCCUGGGUGUGUUUGGGAUUCUGGAGCUCUAUGGGAAGCCAUCAGAGGUCUACCACACCAAACUAUCUGCUUCCUCUGCCGCUGGAACCAACACUCUGGCUCUGGCCACGGCUGUGGACUGGAAGGUCGGUGAUGAAGUGGCCAUCUCCACCACCAGCUACGACGCCUGGGAGACGGAAAAACACGUGAUCUCUGCCGUGUCCCAGGACGGACUGACGCUGACUCUGGACACGCCUCUCGCUCACACACACAUCGCUGAAACCCACACCGUCGCUGGUACGGCUCACAGCUACACGCUCGCCGCUGACGUGGCUCUUCUGAGCAGGAAUAUUAAGAUCAUCGGAGCCGAGUACGAGGAGAUGGAGAAGGAGUCGUUUGGAGCCCGGGUCCUGGUGGGAACCUUCUCCUUUGGGGGAAUAGACUACAAAGGCAAAGCUCAGAUCAGAAAUGUGGAGUUCUACCGCAGCGGUCAGGAGGGCUGGUCUGACGACUACGACCCGCGCUACUCCGUGGCCUUCCUCAACCUGGAACAGGUGGAGGACACGUACCUUCAGGGCUGCUCUUUCCACGACGGUUUCUCUCCAGCGAUCGGAGUGUUCAACACAGAAGGUCUUUGGAUCGAGGACAACGUGAUCCACCACACUGUGGGAGAAGGAAUCAGGGUUUGGGGCCACAACACCACACUGAAGAGGAACCUGGUGAUGAUGACGCUUUGGCCCGGAUCGUACCAGGACCGAGAGGAAGACUUUAACUAUGAGUGGAACGCUGCUAUAGAGGUGAACAGGGCGACUUCUGUGGUUUUGCGGGACAACAUCGUGGCGGGUUACGAGCGGGUGGCGUUCCGCAUCGAUGGGGAACCGUGUCCAGGAACUCCCAACGACAGUGAGAUGUGGCGGCGGAACGAGGCGCACGGCGGUCUGCUCGGCGUGUAUCUGAACGAAGAUGGCCUCCCUGAAUGUUCGCUGAUUCAGGACUUUUUUGUUUGGAAAAGCUACGACUACGGGAUCUACUUCCAGGUGACCCAGAGCAUGGUCAUCUCCAACGUGACGCUGGUGGACAACGGUCUUGGCGUGUUGUCGCUCAUCUACACACCCGCAUCCAUCACCCACAAGUAUUCUGACAAAAGAGUGACCAUAGAGUCGUCUCUGGUCGUGGGCAGCAGCCCAAACUUCAACUGUUCACAAACUCUUCCCACCGGAGACUUCAAUGUCAUCAACUCUGCCACACACCGCAUCGGCCGACACAAAACAGGCGGGAGGUCCGGGCUCUGUUUGCCAAACUUCCUCUCCGCUCACAACACGGCGCCCAUGAAGCCUUUUCCUUUGAGCAUGAGCUACAACGCCAUCAAAGGACUGAUGGUCGUCAAAGACACCACUUUUGUGGGUUUCAAAGAGGUGUGUUCUGGUCAGGAGAACUUCAUGUUCAUCACAAACACCAUGAACGAGGAUCUGCAGCACCCGGUCCACGUGUCCGGCCUCAAGAUGGUGGACAGCUCUGACAACAACAAGGCCUUCUUCCACAGAGCCGACGUCGGUAAAGUGAACCCGUCUGACUGCGUGGACAUGGAGUGUGAUGCUAAGAAGAAGUCCCUGCUGAAGGACCUGGACGGCUCGCUCCUGGGGGCCGUGGGGGCCGUGGUGCCGCAGUCUGAAUACGAAUGGGACGGAGACGCUCGGAGAGGCCUGGGCGACUACAGGAUCCCCAAAGUCAUGCUCACGUUCCCCAACGGCAGCCGCAUCCCCGUGGACCAGAUGGCUCCCCACAAAGGCGUGAUCCGGAAGGACUGCACGUACAUGGCGCCGUGGCAGAGCUACAGCUGCACCGGUCUGGACUACAGGCUCCUGGUCAUCGAGAGUCUGGACCCGGACUCAGAGACCCGGCGCCUGUCUCCGGUGGCCGUGCUCGGAGACGGAUACGUGGACCUCAUCAACGGGCCCCAGGAUCACGGCUGGUGCGCGGGUUACACGUGUCAGAAGAGGCUGUCUCUGUUCCACGCCAUCGUCGCCCUGAACCAUGAGUUCGAGGUGUUCUUCAGCAGCGUCAGUCCACAGAAGCUGCGGCUGAUGCUGAACACGGCCGGGCCCUCGGACAGCGUGUUGGUGUCCGUGUUCUACUCCGCGCCGCAGCGUUUGGACGUUUAUGUCGACAAUAAACUGGUGGCUCCGAUGAACGCUCAGUGGAACGAGGAGAGGACGGACUACACCCUGCUGGAGCCUCAGACCCCAGGUACAGACCCACAUGGAGCCUCAGACCCCAGGUACAGACCCACAUGGAGCCUCAGACCCCAGGUACAGAGACCCACAUGGAGCCUCAGACCCCAGGUACAGAGACCCUCAUGGAGCCUCAGACCCCAGGUACAGACCCUCAUGGAGCCUCAGACCCCAGGUACAGACUCACAUGGAGCCUCAGACCCCAGGUACAGACUCACAUGGAGCCUCAGACCCCAGGUACAGACCCUCAUGGAGCCUCAGACCCCAGGUACAGACCCUCAUGGAGCCUCAGACCCCAGGUACAGACCCACAUGGAGCCUCAGACCCCAGGUACAGACCCACAUGGAGCCUCAGACCCCAGGUACAGACCCACAUGGAGCCUCAGACCCCAGGUACAGAGACCCUCAUGGAGCCUCAGACCCCAGGUACAGACCCACAUGGAGCCUCAGACCCCAGGUACAGACCCACAUGGAGCCUCAGACCCCAGGUACAGAGACCCUCAUGGAGCCUCAGACCCCAGGUACAGACCCACAUGGAGCUUCAGACCCCAGGUACAGACCCACAUGGAGCCUCAGACCCCAGGUACAGACCCACAUGGAGCCUCAGACCCCAGGUACAGACCCACAUGGAGCCUCAGACCCCAGGUACAGACCCACAUGGAGCUUCAGACCCCAGGUACAGAGACCCACAUGGAGCCUCAGACCCCAGGUACAGACCCACAUGGAGCCCCAGACCCCAGGUACAGAGACCCUCAUGGAGCCUCAGACCCCAGGUACAGACCCUCAUGGAGCCUCAGACCCCAGGUACAGACCCACAUGGAGCCUCAGACCCCAGGUACAGAGACCCUCAUGGAGCCUCAGACCCCAGGUACAGACCCUCAUGGAGCCUCAGACCCCAGGUACAGACCCUCAUGGAGCCUCAGACCCCAGGUACAGAGACCCUCAUGGAGCCUCAGACCCCAGGUACAGACCCACAUGGAGCCUCAGACCCCAGGUACAGAGACCCUCAUGGAGCCUCAGACCCCAGGUACAGACCCACAUGGAGCCUCAGACCCCAGGUACAGACCCUCAUGGAGCCUCAGACCCCAGGUACAGACCCACAUGGAGCCUCAGACCCCAGGUACAGACUCACAUGGAGCCUCAGACCCCAGGUACAGAGACCCACAUGGAGCCUCAGACCCCAGGUACAGACCCUCAUGGAGCCUCAGACCCCAGGUACAGAGACCCACAUGGAGCCUCAGACCCCAGGUACAGAGACCCACAUGGAGCCUCAGACCCCAGGUACAGACCCACAUGGAGCCUCAGACCCCAGGUACAGACCCACAUGGAGCCUCAGACCCCAGGUACAGACCCACAUGGAGCCUCAGACCCCAGGUACAGACCCACAUGGAGCCUCAGACCCCAGGUACAGACCCACAUGGAGCCUCAGACCCCAGGUACAGAGACCCUCAUGGAGCCUCAGACCCCAGGUACAGACCCACAUGGAGCCCCAGACCCCAGGUACAGAGACCCACAUGGAGCCUCAGACCCCAGGUACAGAGACCCACAUGGAGCCUCAGACCCCAGGUACAGACCCACAUGGAGCCUCAGACCCCAGGUACAGAGACCCUCAUGGAGCCUCAGACCCCAGGUACAGACCCACAUGGAGCCUCAGACCCCAGGUACAGACCCACAUGGAGCCUCAGACCCCAGGUACAGACCCACAUGGAGCCUCAGACCCCGGGUACAGACUCACAUGGAGCCUCAGACCCCAGGUACAGAGACCCUCAUGGAGCCUCAGACCCCAGGUACAGACCCUCAUGGAGCCUCAGACCCCAGGUACAGACCCACAUGGAGCCUCAGACCCCAGGUACAGACCCUCAUGGAGCCUCAGACCCCAGGUACAGACCCACAUGGAGCCUCAGACCCCAGGUACAGACCCUCAUGGAGCCUCAGACCCCAGGUACAGACUCACAUGGAGCCUCAGACCCCAGGUACAGACCCUCAUGGAGCCUCAGACCCCAGGUACAGACUCACAUGGAGCCUCAGACCCCAGGUACAGACCCUCAUGGAGCCUCAGACCCCAGGUACAGACCCUCAUGGAGCCUCAGACCCCAGGUACAGAGACCCUCAUGGAGCCUCAGACCCCAGGUACAGAGACCCACAUGGAGCCUCAGACCCCAGGUACAGAGACCCACAUGGAGCCUCAGACCCCAGGUACACCCCCACAUGGAGCCUCAGACCCCAGGUACAGAGACCCUCAUGGAGCCUCAGACCCCAGGUACAGAGACCCUCAUGGAGCCUCAGACCCCAGGUACAGACUCACAUGGAGCCUCAGACCCCAGGUACAGAGACCCACAUGGAGCCUCAGACCCCAGGUACAGACCCACAUGGAGCCUCAGACCCCAGGUACAGAGACCCUCAUGGAGCCUCAGACCCCAGGUACAGACCCACAUGGAGCCUCAGACCCCAGGUACAGACCCACAUGGAGCCUCAGACCCCAGGUACAGAGACCCACAUGGAGCCUCAGACCCCAGGUACAGACCCACAUGGAGCCUCAGACCCCAGGUACAGACUCACAUGGAGCCUCAGACCCCAGGUACAGACCCACAUGGAGCCUCAGACCCCAGGUACAGACCCACAUGGAGCCUCAGACCCCAGGUACAGACCCACAUGGAGCCUCAGACCCCAGGUACAGACCCACAUGGAGCCUCAGACCCCAGGUACAGACCCACAUGGAGCCUCAGACCCCAGGUACAGAGACCCACAUGGAGCCUCAGACCCCAGGUACAGACCCUCAUGGAGCCUCAGACCCCAGGUACAGACCCACAUGGAGCCUCAGACCCCAGGUACAGACCCACAUGGAGCCUCAGACCCCAGGUACAGAGACCCACAUGGAGCCUCAGACCCCAGGUACAGACCCUCAUGGAGCCUCAGACCCCAGGUACAGACCCUCAUGGAGCCUCAGACCCCAGGUACAGACCCACAUGGAGCCUCAGACCCCAGGUACAGACCCUCAUGGAGCCUCAGACCCCAGGUACAGAGACCCUCAUGGAGCCUCAGACCCCAGGUACAGACCCACAUGGAGCCUCAGACCCCAGGUACAGAGACCCACAUGGAGCCUCAGACCCCAGGUCAGUACGUCCCGCCCAUGAACGCCUCGGCCGGGUCCAACGUCUUCGACCCGGAGAUGAAGAUGCUGCGUGUUCUGGUCAAAGGGCUGCAGGCGGUGGAGGUCCGGACUUCUCCGGUGCUGGUUCUGGCCUUCGACCUGCCCGCCAUGACCCAGGACCAGUUCUUUGGGGAGAACCUGGUGCAGAACCUGGCGCUGUUCCUCAAAGUUCCCUCCAACAUGAUCCGGGUCACGAAGAUCGUGCGAGCGGACGGACGGCGCCGCAGGAGGUCCACCGGUCUCUCUGUGGAAGUGGAGAUCAAACAGCCCCCAGUGCAGGAGACCACCAACGCCACCAACGGAGACGAGGCCUUUACUGUUCUCUCUAAGAUCGCGGAUGAUCUGGGACGAGCUUUUGCUUCGCUUGAAUCAUUUUAUUUACAUUUUUUGUUUCUCCUUUAA